CUUUUCACUCAAAAUUGAAAAAGAAAGAUUCGAUGAGGAAGGAAGAUUGCGUAUUUUCAGAGCCUGUGAGAACUGCACUUUUAAAGGAUAAACCUGUGGUUGCACUAGAAAGCACUAUUAUUAGCCAUGGAAUGCCUUAUCCCGAAAACUUCAAAACUGCACUUCAAGUAGAAGAUUUAGUAAAAAAUAAUGGCGCCAUACCAGCUACUAUCGCCAUCUUACAAGGGAAGGUACACGUAGGUUUAGACAGACAAGAAAUCGAAUAUCUGAGUAAAAAGGGCAAAUCCGUUUGGAAGUGUUCAACAAGAGACCUGGCUUAUGUUUUGGCGCAGAAGCUGGAUGGAGCAACAACCGUUUCCGCCACCAUGGUUAUUGCUCAUAGAGUUGGCAUUCAUUUCUUUGUUACAGGAGGUAUAGGAGGAGCACAUCGUGGAUCGGAAACAACCUUUGACAUAUCUACCGAUUUGAUAGAGCUGGGUCGGACACCGGUUUGUGUCAUUUGUGCAGGAGUCAAAGCAAUAUUGGAUAUCCCCAAAACUCUGGAAGUGUUGGAGACGCAAGGUGUUACUGUAAUUACCUAUGGUCAGGAAGAAUUCCCAGCCUUUUAUUUUGCAUCUUCUGGUAUUCGAUCUCAUAUACGUGUCGAUCAACUGGAGGACAUAUCACGAAUUUUUGCUAUGAAUCGACGAUGGAAUUUAUCUAGCGGAAUGUUAGUCGCUGUUCCUGUGCCUCAGAAAGACAAAGAUACUGCGGACAGGGUAGAAGCCGGGAUGCAGCAAGCAUUAGAAGAACUCAAGGAGAAGCAGCUGACUGGUUCUGCAGUCACUCCAUUUUUGUUGGAAAGGAUAGCAGAUUUAACUGGUGGUGAUUCUUUAAAGUUGAAUAUAGAGUUGAUCUUAAAUAAUGCAGCUAUCGGUGCACAGCUUGCAAGGCAUUAUGCUAGUUAUCAAACGGACUCGUCCAAUCGUGAUGUUCAAAUAUGAUCUACAUUUACUCCACAAUCACUGUGUUUGUGAUUUCUUUUUGAAAGAUAACGAUAGUGAGAAGGAUUUAUUGUUGAUAGGAUAUUCUUCGAAUACAUUCUGAUAUUUUUUUAUCACAAACUUGUUUAUGUGUGUUGAAAGGGAUUGUUUUUUGUUGCCAGGUUCAAAUAUUUUUUGAAAUGAAUAGAAGCUUAUGCAACUCUCUUUUUGUGGACAUUG
This is a messenger RNA of Galdieria sulphuraria, 1202 nucleotides long. RefSeq names its product indigoidine synthase A family protein. Gene Ontology annotation, molecular function: pseudouridylate synthase activity. The transcript has 2 exons. NCBI's taxonomy places the organism in Eukaryota, Rhodophyta, Bangiophyceae, Galdieriales, Galdieriaceae. The record is from RefSeq and is a predicted model, not a curated record. The coding region runs from base 33 to 983 and encodes 316 amino acids.